Calypte anna (Anna's hummingbird) is the source of this 4270-nucleotide messenger RNA. RefSeq names its product oxysterol binding protein like 2 (gene OSBPL2). Gene Ontology annotation, molecular function: cholesterol binding. Bases 209 to 1654 code for a protein of 481 amino acids. NCBI's taxonomy places the organism in Eukaryota, Metazoa, Chordata, Aves, Apodiformes, Trochilidae. The record is from RefSeq and is a predicted model, not a curated record. Gene Ontology annotation, cellular component: intracellular membrane-bounded organelle; cytosol; membrane. The transcript has 14 exons.
CCGCACUUCCGCCUCGGUGUCAGCGGUUGCCGGGCUGGGGGGGUGUUGCGGCGGGGCCGUCGCGGGAGCGCGGUGUCAGAUCAUCUAAGGGAGCUGCCUGUUUGCACAAGAAGACUUUGACAGCACACAGAUAACUUUCCCUCUAAAUCAAGUCCAACAAUGCAUUAGAGGAAGCUGGAUUGGCUGCACAGAGAUCUCACACUGAAGGAUGAAUAGUGAAGAAGAGUUUUAUGAUGCCGUUACGGGCUUUGAUUCUGACAAUUCUUCAGGAGACUUUUCAGAAGCAAAUCAUAAAGUUGCAGAAAUGCUGGAUCUAGAUCCACACCAAAGCAAUAGGACUGGGAAGCGUAAUGGAGAGACAGAGAUUCAAGAAAAUGGAAUUAAAAGACACAGGACAUCAUUACCUGCCCCAAUGUUUUCUAGAAGUGAUUUUAGUGUGUGGAGCAUAUUAAAAAAAUGCAUUGGACUGGAGCUGUCUAAGAUUACAAUGCCAAUUGUCUUCAAUGAGCCAUUGAGUUUUCUUCAAAGGAUAACAGAAUAUAUGGAACACAUAUACCUCAUUAAUAAGGCUUGUAGCCAUGCAGACCCCCUGGAAAGAAUGCAGGCUGUAGCUGCUUUUGCAGUUUCUGCUGUAGCUUCUCAGUGGGAGAGAACUGGCAAGCCAUUUAACCCACUGUUAGGAGAAACCUAUGAAUUAACCAGGGAGGAUUUAGGAUUUAGGUUUAUAUCUGAACAAGUCAGCCACCACCCACCUAUUAGUGCAUUUUAUUCUGAAGGCCUCAAUAAAGACUUUAUUUUUCAUGGAUCUAUCUAUCCCAAACUAAAAUUCUGGGGAAAGAGUAUAGAAGCAGAGCCUCGGGGAACAAUUACUUUGGAGCUUCUGAAACAUAAUGAAGCUUACACAUGGACAAAUCCAACCUGUUGUGUACAUAAUGUAAUUAUUGGUAAACUGUGGUUAGAGCAAUAUGGAACAGUAGAAAUUGUAAAUCACAGUACUGGAGAUAAAUGUGUCCUUAAUUUUAAACCAUGUGGCCUGUUUGGGAAAGAGCUUCACAGAGUAGAGGGAUACAUUCAAGACAAAAACAGAAAGAAGCUGUGUGUGAUCUAUGGCAAGUGGACAGAAUGCUUGUGGGGCACAGAUCCCACCACGUAUGAGACUUACAAAAAGAGUGAGAAGAGAGGUGGUGAGCAGAAGAAACCAAAAGCGAGUGAAGAUGUUAUUAAAUCUGAAAAUGAUGAGGCUGAUGAUAUGCCAGAGGUUCAAGACACAGUGCAGUACAUACCAGGCAGUAAAUUGCUUUGGAGAAUAAACUGUAGGCCACCAAACUCAUCACAGAUGUACAAUUUCACCAGUUUUGCUGUGAGCCUCAAUGAGCUGGAAGAGGGCAUGGAAGCAAUGUUGGCUCCCACUGACUGUCGGCUACGUCCAGAUAUCAGGAAUAUGGAGAAUGGAAACAUGGAUGUGGCUACAAAAGAAAAAGAGAGAUUAGAGGAGAAACAAAGAGCUGCUCGCAAGGAGCGUGCAAAGGAUGAAGUGGAGUGGCACACACGGUGGUUUCAUCAAGGCACUAACCCAUACACUGGGACUUCAGAUUGGCUGUACUCAGGUGGCUAUUUUGAUAGAAAUUUCUCAGACUGUCCAGACAUAUACUGAAGUUCCAGAACCAAUCGCUCAUCUCAUCUGGACAUCUAGUCACUAGAUUUCAUUCCAAGCCAGUUCCUCUGGUUUUGUUGAUAGCAAAACCCAGCUUUUCUAAGUAAAUUUUAACAAAAAAUUCUGUUGGUCAACAAUCAAGGAUUUAAUUGUCACUAAUGUUGGAUUGCCAAAUAUUUAAGUACUGUUGCGUUCUUUCCACAAAGCUGCACCUGAAAUCAUCAUGUUUUCACUAAUUUUCAAAGGGACCUUUGGUUCUUCAUUUUUUUUUUUUUUCCCCUAGUUGCUUUGUCAGGAAGAUACCCUGUAUCUGGUAGAGCACAUAACAUCCUCGAAAAACUAGGUAACUUCAAUAAAAUAGAGAUAAUAUCCUUGUUACUUAGUACCAUAGUGAAGAACCUGAAGUCUUUGGAACUGGGAGCAGGGAUGGAAAGCUAAGAUGGUAUCAACAGGAUCAAAUCUAGUGCUGUCACCACUCCUGGUGGAGAGAUGGAUGUGGACCCUCUAUAUGGUAUGUAGCACCACGUGGGGACUGGAGCUCCUGACCCCCCCUUUUCUCAGUAAAAUUCAAUAAUUCAGAGACUGGGGGGAAGCAAAACCCAAGCUGAGCUUCUCAACCUGUAGUUGUCUGUUACAGAGUCUUCACAACUUCUGGACACUGUGAGCAUUAAACUGUAUACCUGUGAUGAUUAAAACUGCAGAAAGUGUACAUGAGGAGGAGGGAAAGGCACCUUAAAAAGUGGCUUUCCUGGAGUCAAAUGCUGUUCUGAAAAUAGGAGAAGCUUUGGAAGCAGUUCUAGGAAUGUAGAGGUGGUUACAAUGUAAAAUAUAUUGCUUGCUACCACUCCGAGGCUUAAAUCUUCUGCACUACCUUUGGCAGCUUUGGCACUGUGUAUGCUUCUAGACUCAACUUUUAUUUGGAAGCACUUUGGUAUGUGUAUCCACACAGGCUCAUGUUUUGGGGAAGUUUUGGUUUGCAUGGUUUUCAUUAUUAGGUCACGUCUGUUUUGUAUGUUGUGAAAAAGCUGAAUCAAUUUAAAGCUUUGGCAGAGUUAUGUCUAUUACAAGUUUUCUGUCAGCACACGAUGUCAAAAAGUGGGAUUUUUUUUGUUUUUAAUUCCAUAUGAACCCAUCAAAGCCAUAUAAUACUGGAAAUAAUCUAUUACUGAACUGAUACAUCUGUUUUCUUUCCAGUGGUACACUCCAGAGGGAAAGGAGGGACAGAGACCUGAAAAAUUAGGUCCAGUAAUUAAAACUAAUCCUUAUGUUGCUGCUUCUUUUAUGAAGGGUUUUAAUUGAGUAACUAGCCAGAAAUAUUGAGUGGCUUCACUGCUGUUUAUAGUAAUUCAGAAAUUCCUGGUGUUAAGCACCAGCAGCUUGAAUUCAUGGAAAAACUGGUCUGGUUGGUGUCCAAAACAUCUGUGGUUUCAUCCACAGAGUAGAUCUUUGAAGUGCUUCUCUCCAAGCCACAGAAUUAAAAAGCAAAAACAUUUUAUAUCAAAUCAUGCAUCUACUAAUUGGAUUAAUGUAAAAUUUUUGAGAGGUUUAGUUGUCUUCAUUGGAAAAAUAAGAGAAACUGUAAACUUCAAGGCAGGGCCUGAUGUGAAAUGUGUUUAUGGCAAUUUUAUUGCUAGAAAUGGGACCUUGUGCUGCUGCAGGGCUGUAGGAGACCCCCAAGCCAGGCUUAGCCCAAGGUGCAGACACUCAGGCUGUUUGUUCCUACUAAGAGUGACUUCCUAAAGGACCUUGCUGAUCCCUACAGGACAGCAUAAAAAUACUUUUAUGAAAAAAAUGAACUGUAUUGACUGUGCCAGGCACUGUAAUCCCCCUUCCAAACUCGCUGCAAGCAGCACAGGGAACCCUUAGUGAGGUGAGGAUUGAAAGGAUGCACCUAUUAAAUGAGUUUAAUGUCCCAUGGGAGUUUAAAACUUGCUUAAAUUAAAUAGUAUGUUUAAUGCUGGAGUAGUGUUUUUAAACCAAUACAUAUAAAUAAACAUUGCCUGGGUGGAAAAAACGUGGAGUAAUUGCUAAAAAAUACUCUGUUUAGGGGAAGUCUGGGUUAGCAUCCCUUUCACCUAAACUCUGAUUUAAAUUCCAACACCUAAACCCCUGCCACUGUGCAAAGCAUGAAGAAAUUCCAACAAUUUAUUUAAUCCAAACUUCAGCAGAGGAUCUUCAUGAGAUUUAAAAAGAAGCUGAGAAGAUAAGAACGCUUCACUGGUUAUGUCUUUACCCCCUUCUCCUCUUCCUAUGGUAUAACAUUUUAAGUAAAAUCUCAGAUUAGUUCCAAAUACUAUUAUUUUUUUUUAAUUAAUUGUUCUUCAUUGACAACAUUUACAAAGUCCUUUCCCCUCACUGCUGACACCUCUGUGCUUGGCUUAGCCGUGGGACUUCUGAUGCUCUGAAAGUUUUAUUUUCAAUGCAGCUCUCACCUCCAGUAGUUUACGUGUCAAAACAUUUAAUAACUUUGCACCUUUUGAAAGAACAAUGUCACUUUUAUAACUUGAUUAUUAAACACUGUAUAUAAGAUAACUGUUAGUAUAUGUUAAUACAGCUCUGUAGAGAAACCGUCUAGAAAGAAAUUAUAAUAAAUUCUGCAUACCCUUUGGGCCUCUA